Ambispora gerdemannii is the source of this 1533-nucleotide messenger RNA. The record is from the annotation of a GenBank genome assembly. NCBI's taxonomy places the organism in Eukaryota, Fungi, Glomeromycota, Glomeromycetes, Archaeosporales, Ambisporaceae.
AUGUCUUGUGAACCUUUACCACCAAACGUACAACUACUUCGUCCACUCGUACCGCUUGAACGAUACUUCACAAUUCGCCAGGAGCUAAACUACUACAAAAACAUCAUCUCCUACGUACGCUACACCCACAAAAAAUUGCCAUCGAUUCCAUUCGCAAAUGUGAGGUCAGAAAUAACGCCAAUACUCUAUAGAGCACUGAGGUCUCUGGUUUUGAGACAUCCGGCGCUUUCGGCUGCGUUCUUUGGUAUAAAAUCUAAUUCGCCGAGUUUUGUGCAUAUUCCUGUGAUAGAUUUAUCAUCGAUUGUCACUUUUGAAUUAGAAAGAUUAAUGGAGGCACAACAUCAUAUUGAAUUUAGUCAGGAUAGUUUUAAUAUACCGUUGUGGCGUGUGGUAUUUGUGUUGAAUAAAGCACGGAGGAACGAGCUUGGUGUUUUGUUUGUAUAUCAUCAUGGAAUUGGUGACGGAAAAAGUUCUUUUGCGUUGCAUAAUUUAUUUUACAAAUUUUUGAACGAAAAUUUGGAUUUAUUUGAUCCGAAUAGACCGAAACUUGAUGAUACUGCACUCAGAAAAGAAGCAAAAGUCGAUGCGCCGCUAAGACCACAUCCACGACCAAUCAACGAAAGAAUUUCACUUCGUCCUCCUCUUCAUAAAAUCGUUCCUCUUGUAGCACCACAUCUUAUUAUCCCGUCUUUCAUUCGAACAGUUAUAGAAAAUAAAUACUGGGCAGGAGACAUUCCUUCAAAAUCUCUGGAUACUUAUCACACAAAAGUAAAAAUAUUCACACUGACAAAAGAUGAAUUUCAAAAAGUAUAUGGAUACGCUAAAAACGAAGGUAGCACAAUUCAAGCCGUGUUAUACGCGGCAGUACUAUCUUCUGCUACAAAAUAUCUUGUACCGGUAACGGUAACCAGUAACACUUUAUCCCUUAAAAUAUCAACACCGAUUUCUCUUCGUCCGAUCACUAAUCCACCAAUCUCCCCAAAUGAAAUGGGUGUCUACGUGGUAGAUUUCGAUUCUAAUAUACUAGUGGGAAGAAUUCAUAAGAUAGAGUUUUGGAAAUUAGCAAGAGAAUGGCAAAGAGAUUUUCUAAAAAUUAAACCUGAGGCUAUGCACAGGAUCUGGCUGCUGAGAUUUGUGGGAAAGCGUUACGAAGAGUGGAUAAAAUUGAUGAAAGGAUGGCGGUUUGCAAAAGAUAACGAUGGAAUGGGAAGAGAAGCUUCCGGUAAAAUAUCGAAUUUGGGAAGAUGGAUUGUUACUGAUGAUGAGGAUGAUGAAAAAAGAGACGGUACUGAUCCAGAAGUAAGUGCGAAACAAGAAGAAAAAUGGGAAAUAAUUGAUAUGACAUUUUCACAGUGUGCAAAUGUGGUUGGCGCGGCUUUCUACGUUAACGUCGUAACAUAUGGCGACAAUUUUCGAGGCACAGUAACGUAUCAAGAAGGCGCAAUUUCCGACGACAAAAUAGAAACAUUUGUUCGUGGAUUGGUCGACACUUUGAAAUGUGUGGCUGAAAAAGGAGAUGUCAACUUUAAUUAA